GCUUGACUGUCUUCGGGCCGCAGCGCAUCUCGUCGUAUCCCUCCGCCCCGUCAGAGGAAAUGCUCCUGACCAAUCACAUCUGUGUUUACACCAUCACCUGUCAAACUCAGUCCCUCUGCAAUCUUUUCUCUCUCUAAGGAGCUGAAAAAAAAACAACGUGCUGAAGUAUCUACGGGAGACACUACCUGGACGGACUCUCCGGCAAUUGACCCUAAUAGUGGAAUUGACGUCUUGAACCAUGAGCUCAGUGGCAGUGUUGACCCCCGAGAGCUUUGCGGAGCACCGCAGUGGCCUGAAGGACAAGGAGAUCACAGGUUGCGUCCCGGAGGACGAGGCCUACAUCCCCACCUACCUGGAGGCCUUCCCUCCGUUACCAGAGAAGGGAGCGCCGGGGGAGAAAGCCACUGAGGGGGCCCCCGCGUGGGGCAGCAGGAUCAGGCCAAUUAAAGCUUCUGUCAUCACGCAGGUGUUCCACGUGCCCCUCGAGGAGCGCCGAUACAAGGACAACAGCCAGUUCGGGGAGGGCGAAGAAGCAAAAGUGUGCUUAGACAUCAUGCAGCGGACUGAAGCCCACAUUGAGUUGUCCUUGGCAAAAGACCAGGGGUUAUCCAUCAUGGUUACGGGAAAACUAGAGUCUGUCAUGAAGGCCCGCAAGGAGAUUGUAGCUCGACUGCAGACUCAGGCUUCAGCCACAGUUAUCAUCCCCAAGGAACACCAUCGCUUCGUCAUUGGAAAGAACGGCGAAAAGCUGCAGGAACUAGAGCUAAAAACUGCCACCAAGAUCGUUAUACCACGCCCGGACGACCCCAGCUCCAACAUCCGCAUCAGUGGUACUAAGGAAGGCAUCGAGAAGGCGCGCCAUGAGAUACUGCUCAUCUCUGCAGAGCAGGACAAACGUGCGGUGGAGCGACUGACCCUGGAGAAGGCCUUCCACCCCUUCAUUGCCGGCCCACACAAUCGGCUGGUGCAGGUGCUGAGUCAGGAAACGGGCGCUCGCAUCAGCGUCCCCCCGCCAAGCUUGCCCAAGGACGAGAUCGUCAUCACUGGGGAGAAAGAGGCUGUCGCACUGGCACUCAGCCGCAUCCGUGCAAUCUAUGACGACAAGAAGAGGAAGACCACCACCAUCUCCGUGGAGGUGAAGAAGUCGCAGCACAAGUACAUCAUCGGGCCAAAGGGGAACACCCUACAGGAGAUCCUGGAGGCCACGGGGGUGUCAGUGGAAAUGCCCCCGCUAGAUUCAGACUCAGAGACCAUCAUCCUCAGGGGGGAGCCCGACAAGCUUGGACCAGCCCUCACGCAAGUCUACUCAAAGGCGAAGAGCGCGAUGGUGGUGGAUGUGACGGCUCCGGCCUGGUUGCAUCGUUUCAUUAUCGGCAAGAAGGGUCAAAACAUCGGCCGGAUUACACAGCAGCUGCCUCGGGUACACAUUGAGUUCACUGAUGGCGAGGAGCGCAUCAAUCUGGAAGGGCCAACGGAGGAGGUAGAGCUGGCUCAGGCACAGAUACAAGAAAUCGUCAAGGACCUGCUAGUGAAGAUGGACUACACUGAGGUCAUCAUAGACCAGCGUUUCCACAGACAUCUCAUCGGGAAGAACGGCACCAAUAUUAACCGGAUUAAGGAGCAGUACAAGGUAUCGGUGAGAAUCCCGCAGGACUCUGAGCGAAGCAGCCUGGUCCGGAUCGAGGGAGACCCCAAGGGUGUCCAAUUGGCUCGCAGGGAACUCGUUGAGAUGGUCCAAAGAAUGGAGAACGAGCGGACCAAAGAUCUGGUUGUGGAGCACAAGUUCCAUCGGACCAUCAUUGGUCAGAAAGGAGAGAAGAUAAAAGAAGUUCGUGACAAGUUCCCUGAGGUCAUCAUCAACUUCCCUGAUCCGGCACAGAAGAGUAACUUAGUUCAGUUGAGGGGGCCCAAAAGCGAGGUGGAAAAGUGCGCAAAGUUCCUCCAGAGGAUGAUUGCCGAGCUAAUAGAGAAUAGCUUCUCGCUUUCGGUUCCUAUCUUCAAGCAGUUCCACAAAAACAUAAUUGGAAAAGGUGGUGCUAACAUCAAAAAGAUCCGCGAGGAGACCAAUACCAAGAUCGACCUCCCCACUGAGAACAGCAACUCUGAGAUGAUCGUUAUCACGGGUAAGAAAGGCAACUGUGAGGCAGCUAGGGAUCGAAUCCUCGCCAUCCAGAAAGAACUGGCAAACUUUAUAGAAACAGAGGUAACCAUCCCAGCCAAGCUACACAACUCCCUCAUCGGUUCCAAGGGUUGCCUAGUCCGCGCCAUCAUGGAAGAAUGUGGCGGUGUCCACAUCCAUUUCCCGUCCGAGGGAUCCACUUCAGACAAGGUCACCAUUAGGGGUCCCUCCAGUGAAGUAGAAAAAGCCAAGAAACAACUGCUACAGCUAGCUGAGGAGAAGCAAGUCAACAACUUCACAGUGGAACUACAGGCCAAGCCCGAGUACCACAAGUAUCUGAUCGGCCGUGGCGGAGCCAACGUUCGGCGCGUACGGGACAGGACGGGCGCCCGUAUCAUCUUCCCAGCACCUGACGAUACCGAGCAAGAACUGAUCACCAUUGUGGGCAAAGAAGAUGCCGUUCGGAAAGCGCAGAAGGAAAUAGAAAGCCUCAUCAAAAACCUGAAUGAUGUGGUGGACGAUAGCAUGGACGUGGACGUACGCCACCACCGCCAUUUUGUGUGUCGGCGAGGCCAGGUGCUGCGGGAACUGGCGGAAGAAUACGGCGGCGUGGCUGUGAGCUUCCCUCGCACGGGGGCCAACAGCCAAAGGGUUUCCCUGAAAGGAGCAAAGAACUGCGUGGAAGCUGCCAAGAAACGCAUACGGGAGAUCGUCGAGGACCUGGAGUCCCGAGUGAGCGUGGAGGUGACGAUCCCCCAGCACUACCAUCGUGCAGUCAUGGGGCCCAAAGGCAGCCGCAUUCAGUACAUCACCCGUGAGCACGAGGUUCUCAUCAAGUUCCCCGAAAGAGACGACGGCACCGCAGUCAUUUGUCAAGGUCAAGAGGGUUCGCCGCUGGAGAACGGUGAUGUCAGUCCAGGUGCAGAAUUUGUCCACCGCAAGUGUGACGUCGUGACGAUAACGGGGCGAGCAGAGAAGUGUGAGGUGGCCAAAGCUGCUCUUCUGGCCUUGGUGCCCAUCACAGAGGACGUGGAAGUGUCCUAUAACCUUCAUCGCUACAUCAUCGGGCAGAAAGGCAGCGGACUCCGAAAAAUGAUGGAAGACUAUGAGGUAAACAUCUGGGUGCCGCAGCCAGAGAUGCAACAGGAUGUGAUCAAGGUGACGGGUUUGGUAGCCAACGUGCAGCGAGCCAAGCAGGGCUUACUGGGACGGGUCACAGAACUUCGGGCCGAGCAGGAGGACAGGGCGUUGCGCAGCUUCAAGGUGACCAUAUCUGUCGAGCCCAAGUUUCAUCCCAAGCUCAUUGGGCGCAAGGGGGCGGUCAUUUCUCAGAUCCGAAAAGACCAUGACGUCAACAUCCAGUUCCCUGACAAAGGAGACCAACAGCAGGACCUGAUCGUGGUGUCGGGAUACGAGGGGAACGUAGAAGAAGCCUGUCAGGCCAUCCGUCAGCUGGUGGCUGAUUUGCAGGAGAUGGUGAGUCAAGACGUGUGCCUGGACCCCCGGACUCAUGCCCGGAUUAUCGGCGCUCGCGGUAAAGCCAUCCGCAAGCUAAUGGAGGAGUUCAAGGUGGAUAUUCGUUUUCCUCCAUCCGGCUCCGACGAACCUGAUAAAGUGAGCGUCACAGGUCUUCCCGAGAUGGUGGACAACGCCAUUGAGCACCUGCUCAACCUGGAGGAAGAAUAUAUGCUGAGCGUGACAGAAACCGAAAGGUUGGCGGCGUACAUGAAGCCUCCGUCGCGCUACGGGGGAGGCGGUGCGGGGGGGCCAGACGACGGUAGCGGGAUGCCGGCCAAAGGCUUCGUGGUGAGAGAUGCCCCUUGGAAUGCCGUGGGGAACAAGGCGCCGGACAUGAGCAGCGCAGAGGACUUCCCCACAUUUGGCACUGGUGUGGCGCCGAAACAAACUUCCGCCUGGGGCCCCAAGAAGUUCUGAGUGAUGGAUCUCAAGUUUUCUAGUAUGCUCUUCGGCCUCACUGGUUGACAUGACAUUUCUGCUGACCACUAGGACGUUUCGAGUGAGGCAAAACUGCACGCUAGGAUAAGGAACCAGCAGCUUUCACUUCUACGCGGCCUAUGUAAAUAACCAAGACGACUUCCUGGACCGAUUCCUUGUUGUGACGUUUACUCAUAGUCAGCCAUUUUAUUGGGAUGACUGAUUUUCUCCAAGUUGAUCAGAUUGGGGAACAUGUUUGCAACUAAGAGGUUUUUUGCUAUUUUUUUAAAGGGAAUUUUUUUCGGUCGGCGUGCUUAAAAUGUACAUUUGAAUGAAACCUAACCAAACCUUUACAUGGUUUUAAACUCUAUUUUUCCUCAUUACGCUUGUUCUUGUACACGAAUGCUGCGGUCUCACACCAUUUUAUUUCCACGAUGAUACCAGUUAGCAUAUUUUACAUACCUUUAGCUGUUAGCUCACGCUACGAUUCAAAUCUCCGACUGCCUAGCAACUGCUACAGGAAGUCCAAUCUAAAAGGGAAAUUCAACAAUGAAACUGAUUUUUCACAACUUUUUUUUUUUUUUCAACCUGUCCUGUUCAGCUGUUUGACAUUGAGAAUGGAAGUCUAAGUGCCCGGUUGGUCUGAACAGUUUUAAUAUUUCACAUUGAGAGUAUGGCAUACUCCCAUUGUGAUCAUUCAACAUACCUCGUUUAUUAUGACAAAGCAGCGAACAGGAAGGGGUUAUGGGGGAACAGAAGAAACACAAACAACAACAAGAAAUACAUUGAACAUCUACACUUACUACAAUGAUGUUGGUGCUAUCGUCAGCUACAGUGCCCUCCAUAAUUAUUGGAUUUAUAAUGUGUUUUUUAGCUUCUAAUAAAUUUUUUUCCCCUAAAUAAUAUGGGACCUGUCUCCACGCCAACAAACUGUUUGUGAGGCAUGCACGGAGAAAACCUUUCCUCACUCACAAUCAUAAACGCAAACGUCUGGAGUUCGCCAAGCGGUAUUGGGGCUUCAACUGGGACCGUGUGCUUUGGUCAGAUGAGACCAAGAUUGAGCUUUUUGGAAACAAACACUCUAAGUGGGUCUGGCGUGCCACGAAAGAUGCGCAUGCUGAAAAGCACCUCGUACCCACUGUGAAGUAUGGGGGUGGGUCAGUGAUGCUGUGGGGCUGUUUCGCUUCCAAAGGCCCUGGGAACCUUGUUAGGGUGCAUGGCAUCAUGAAUGCUUUGAAAUACCAGGACAUUUUAAAUCAAAAUCUGUUGCCCUCUGCCCGAAAGCUGAAGAUGGGUUGUUACUGGGUCUUUCAGCAAGACAGUGACCCUAAACAUAUGGCCAAAUCUACACAGAAAUGGUUCACCAGACACAAAAUCAAGCUCCUCCCAAGGCCAUCUCACUCCCCAGACCUCAACCCCAUUGAAAACCUGUGGGGUGAGCUGAAGAGGAGAGUGCAGAGCAGAGAACCCAGGUCUGUGGAUGAUUUAGAGAGAUUCUGCAAAGAGGAAUGGCUGAAGAUCCCUCUUUCUGUCUUUUCCCAUCUUGUGAAACAUUAUAGGAGAAAAUUAGGUGCUGUUUUGUUGGCAAAAGGGGGUUGUACAAAGUAUUAACACCAGGGGUGCUAAUAAUUGUGACACACAUUUUUUGAUGUCAAAUAAUUAUUUCUUUAUGUGGGGAUUUUUUUCCCACUGAAUAAAUGCACUUGUAUUGAAGGUUGGAUUUUUCUUUUUUUCCCCCCAUUAAGGUCCCAUAUUAUUUAGAAAAAACAAUUAUUAGAAGCUAAAAAACACAUAAUUAUUAUAAAUCUGUAGAUGUAUUUCCGGUUGACGCCAUGUGGGGGGCCUGUUGACCAUGAAAAAGGGGGAUGGGGUGAGGGAGUCUAUAAGCUAAGUGGUUGAAAGCGGUAGAGUGUACACAAAUCAGCUCUGUGAUCUGAAACCCAGUAUUCGAGUGAAUCCCUUGUGAGGGUAAGCCCGUUGGUGACCGACCCUACGGCGCCCCAUCCCCACUCCCGGCACCGGGAACCCCCACUCGAGCGUGCCCUGUCACAUCCAGCCGCACGCGAGCCCCACCAGGUGCGCAACAGCCACGCACACGAGCGGCGACGCCACGCGGGCGCCGACCCAGGGCCACUGUCCCCACCCAGCCAGCCCGGGGAGGGAGGGCAGGCGUGGGGUUCAGCGCAGCCCAACCCUCCUCCUACAGCCCAGCAAGGGAGCCAUCGCCCCCCCCGCACACCCAUCAACCGGCCUUCAGGGAUGGCAAGAGGGGACGCACCACCAACCCCACGCCGACCCCCAUCCCGCACGAGCCACGGCCACAGCCCCCUCCAAUAGGGACGGCACGCCACGGGACCCCCAGCAGCCCACCAAGCCCAUGGCAGUGCAGGGUCCCCCAUCGGAGCAGGCAACAUCCAGCCGAUACACUGGCGCCCAGCCAGCGACCCACGACUGAACCCAGGGCGGAUACACAGUCAGAGAAGAGAGGGGACGCUGGAGGCAGGAGGACGCCAAGCCGCCGCCACGGGGCGACGUGAGAUCGGCGCUACAACCUCCCACUCCCGCGGCCGGCAGCCCAGGAAGAGGGGAGGCCACGCCCCAGGAGCCACGCCAUAGAGAAAAAGUGUAGGACCCACCUACCACCCUAUUACUGGGCUGCCAGGUUCCCGGCUGGCAGCCAUUACUUAGCACCAUGAUGGGAUUGUGAUGGUAGUUCAGUUACAAAUGUGAUUCGCCAUGCCCCGCCAUACCCAAGUCUUUCCUGUCCUAUAUUUUAUCCUUCUGCUUUGAAUUGACACGAGUUAAACAUGACAUCUAGCACAAUGGCAGCCAAUGAGUUAACAGCAAACUAUGCAACCCAGGGAUAUGCUGUAUUUUGUUUAUUUUCCUGAAAGCUUGUUUUGUCACCAGUCUAAUCUUAAACGGCGACAACUUCCUUUUGUGAGAAGACAAAAACACUCUCGCCUUAAGUCAAAUCAACAGCAUUUUAACAACGGUGUGAUUGUGUACUUGCAAUAAAAAUGUCAGUUUCCUACUGAAAAUAAAAUUUGACAGAUAAGUUACAUACGGUCAUUUUUUCUUUAAUAUA
This is a messenger RNA of Corythoichthys intestinalis (scribbled pipefish), 7142 nucleotides long. It is a transcript of the gene hdlbpb, whose product is annotated as high density lipoprotein binding protein b. Lineage: Eukaryota; Metazoa; Chordata; Actinopteri; Syngnathiformes; Syngnathidae. The coding region runs from base 239 to 4054 and encodes 1271 amino acids. Gene Ontology annotation, molecular function: mRNA binding. The record is from RefSeq and is a predicted model, not a curated record. Gene Ontology annotation, cellular component: cytoplasm; nucleus. The transcript has 28 exons.